This is a messenger RNA of Pogoniulus pusillus (Red-fronted tinkerbird), 4448 nucleotides long. It is a transcript of the gene NFE2L1, whose product is annotated as NFE2 like bZIP transcription factor 1. NCBI's taxonomy places the organism in Eukaryota, Metazoa, Chordata, Aves, Piciformes, Lybiidae. Gene Ontology annotation, cellular component: nucleus. The record is from RefSeq and is a predicted model, not a curated record. The transcript is spliced from 8 exons. Gene Ontology annotation, molecular function: DNA-binding transcription factor activity, RNA polymerase II-specific; RNA polymerase II cis-regulatory region sequence-specific DNA binding. Gene Ontology annotation, biological process: regulation of transcription by RNA polymerase II. Bases 276 to 2618 code for a protein of 780 amino acids.
AUGGUCCCCGCUCGGUGGCACCGGGACCUCUCCCCUCCGCCGCGCUGGGGAGGGGAGAAUGGCGGGGCGCCGGAGCCUGCUGCUGAUGAAAUUGCAGCCAGAAGUCUUUGGACUUUUCCUUGGUCUGGACCUUUGACUCGUGAAAGGCUGCUUCGAGAAGCCUCCGAGGGCAGAAGCAAAAGGAGCAGAGUCGAAGGGAGCAGACCCCCUGUCCUGGAGCGUGGGGAGCUGGGGGGGGUGAGAGGAAGAGGCUGCAUGUGGAGUUUGUGGACAAGAUGCUUUCUCUGAAGAAAUACUUCACCGAAGGCCUCAUCCAGUUCACCAUCCUGCUCAGCUUGAUCGGCGUUCGUGUGGACGUGGACACCUACCUGAACUCGCAGCUCCCCCCUCUCCGGGAGAUCAUUCUUGGCCAGAGCUCUGCUUACACCCAGACCCAGUUUCACAACCUGAGGAACACCUUGGAUGGAUAUGGCAUCCACCCAAAAAGCGUAGACCUGGACUAUUACUUCACUGCUCGCAGGUUGCUCAACCAAGUGAGGGCCCUGGACAGGUUUCAGGUGCCCACCACCGAAGUCAACGCCUGGUUGGUGCACAGAGACCCCGAAAGCUCCGUGGCUGGGAACCAGCCCAGCGCUGGCAUCGCCCUAGAGAAUGGCAGUGGCCUGCAGGAUGGCAACAGCCCUGACAACGGAGUGAGGGAGAGUGGAGCUGAGCAGGGAUUUGGGGAAGAACUGGAAGAUUUGGGAGCGGUGGCUGCCCCGGGGAAUGGAGACUUGACCAAAGAGGACAUCGAUUUGAUUGACAUCCUGUGGAGACAGGAUAUUGAUCUCGGCGCUGGGCGAGAGAUUUUUGACUACAGCCACCGUCAGAAAGAGAGCGAAGUGGACAAAGAGCUGAGCGAUGGGAGGGAGCGAGGGGACAGCUGGAGGAGCGGAGGGAACGAGGUCUUGGAUAGAACCCUACUAGUUGAUGGAGAGACUGGGGAGAGUUUCCCUGCACAGGUGCCUGGUGCAGAGGAUCAGACAGCCCUGUCCCUGGAGGAGUGCCUUAGACUGUUGGAGGCCACCUUCCCUUUCGGGGGGAACUCGGAGUUUCCAGCUGCGGAUGUCUCCACCCUGAGCGAAGCUGUGCCCGGCGAGAGCAGGUCUGCAGGCAUCCAGACCAACCUGCUGUCUCCUCUCCUCGCCGAGACCGAGUCGCCCUUCGAUCUGGAGCAGCAGUGGCAGGACCUCAUGUCUAUCAUGGAAAUGCAGGCUAUGGAAGUGAACAACACAACCGCUGAAAGCCUCUACAGCAGCACGAGUGGAGACCUGCUGACUUCUAACUACAGCCUCCCUCCCAACACCCCCAUCAAUCAGAAUGUCAGCCUGCAUCAGGCCUCUCUGGGGAGCUGCUCACAGGACUUCUCCCUCUUCAGCUCCGAAAUUGAAAGCCCCUCCUCCUCCUCCUCCUCCUCCUCUUCCUCCUCCUCCAUGGCUGGCAGCUCAGCCUUGCUUCAGCUGACGCCGGACAACUCCACCGGCCUCAACACCACCUUUGGCUCCACCAACUUGAGUGGCAUCUUCUUCCCUCCGCAGCUGAACAGCACAGUCAACGAGACGGCAGGCCCCGAGCUGCCGGACCCGCUGGGUGGGCUGCUGGACGAGGCCAUGCUGGAUGAGAUCAGCCUGAUGGACUUAGCCAUCGAGGAAGGUUUCAACCCAGUGCAGGCCUCGCAGCUGGAAGAGGAGUUCGAUUCCGACUCAGGUCUCUCUCUGGAUUCUGGCCACAGCCCCGCUUCUCUGAGCAGUUCAGAAGCUUCCUCUUCGUCCUCCUCUUCCUCCUCCUCCUCUUCUUCCGCCUCCUCCUCCUCGUUUUCUGAGGAAGGAGCUGUGGGUUACAGCUCAGACUCCGAGAACGUGGACUUCGAAGAGGCGGAAGGGGCGGUGGGAUACCAGCCGGAGUACAGCAAGUUCUGCCGCAUGAGCUACCAGGACCCAUCCCAGCUCCACUACCUGCCUUACCUGGAGCACGUUGGCCACAACCACACCUACAACAUGGCCCCGGGGGCCCUGGAUACCGAGGAGCCCAAACUGCCCAGCGCGGGCAAGAAGAGCGGCAAGAAACCCUCCGAGUUCUUGGACAAGCAGAUGAGCAGGGACGAGCACCGAGCCCGAGCCAUGAAGAUCCCCUUCACCAACGACAAGAUCAUCAACCUGCCCGUGGAGGAGUUCAACGAGCUGCUCUCCAAGUACCAGCUGAGCGAGGCCCAGCUCAGCCUGAUCCGAGACAUCCGCAGGAGAGGCAAGAACAAGAUGGCUGCCCAGAACUGCCGCAAGAGGAAGCUGGACACCAUCCUCAACUUGGAGCGGGACGUGGAGGACUUGCAGCGGGACAAAUCCAAACUGCUCAGGGAGAAGGUAGAGUUCCUCAAAUCCAUCCGGCAGAUGAAGCAGAAGGUGCAGAGCCUCUACCAGGAGGUGUUCGGCAGGCUGAGGGACGAGAACGGCCACCCCUACUCCCCCAGCCAGUACGCCCUGCAGUACGCCAGCGACGGCAGCGUCAUCUUGAUACCUCGGGCCGUGGCCAACCAGCAGGGCCGGCGGCAGGAGCGCAAACAGAAGGACAGGAGGAAGUGAAGGGCACAACGCUGGGGAGAGAGAGAGGAGUUUGGGACAACUCGCUUGAGUAGAGAGAACUGGAGAAGGGCUGAGCCUGGAAGUACUUUGUGAGGAACUUUCCAAUGCCUUCUUACGCGAUCAAUAUCUUCUCAAACAAACAAAACGGACACAGACGUUGACUGCCGCCAGGAGGCUUGGCAGCGCCUGCCAAGGCUUGAGGGUCUUAGAGAGUGCUUGUGUUGAGUAAAAGCAAAAGGGAGAAGCCCCAAACUGUUCCGAGCUGCUAAAUGUUCUCUUUGCCAUUAAGAUUCAGUGUAACCUUGUGUGUGUGUGAUCACAUUAUAGGAUCCUCUUCUGUCCCUUAGGUGUUUUGGUCCUGACUUCCUUUUUGAGGUUUGGUUUUGGUUUUUUUUUUGUUUGUUGGUUCAUUUCACUUUGCCAGGAGGGGGGUGGGGGUAGUGCCUUGAUCACUGUCGGUCUCCGGCACCCACAGAGAUCAUCCUAGAAGCUGUAUUUACAAUAUAGCACAGCUGGGAGUUGUAGUUGACUUUACCAGCAACUGAAAAACAAAAACAAAUCAAAACAAACAAAAAACAACAACAAAAAUCAUUAAAAAAAAAAAAAGAUUAAAAAACAAAGUGGCUUUUCCUAGCCAGUCCUGUGCGUGGGAUACAGGGAAGGAAAAGAAGUGGGAAUGCAAGGAGGAAGAGGAAAAAGAAGCCUUGGAGGCAGCCCAGAGCUGGUGGCAUGUUGGGGUUUGGUUGGGGUUUGGUUUUUUGCUCUCCAGGGUUCUGGGGGUAGGUGGAGCUCAGAGUUCAGCGUCAUGGAGGUGUUUUGGUGGAGCUGAGCUCAUCACCGUGGAGGUGUUUUGGGGAUUGGUGGAGCUCAGAGUUCAUCACUGUGGAGGUGUUUUAGGGGUUGGUGGAGCUCAGAGCUUAAUCAUCAUGGAGGUGUUUUGGGGGUUGGUGGAGCUCAGAGCUUAAUCAUCAUGGAGGUGUUUUGGGGGUCGCUGGAGCUCAGAGCUUAACCAUCAUGGAGGUGUUUUGGGGGUUGCUGGAGCUCAGAGCUUAGUCAUCAUGGAGGUGUUUUGGGGGUUGCUGGAGCUUGGAGCUUAUCAUAACCAUGGAGGUGUAUUGGGGGUUGGUGGAGCUCAGAGUUCAUCACCGUGGAGGUGUUUUUGGGGUUGGUGGAGCUCUGAGCUUAUCAUCAUGGAGGUGUUUUGGGGGUUGCUGGAGCUCAGAGCUUAUCAUAACCAUUGAGGUGUUUUGGGGGUUGCUGGAGCUCAGAGCUUAACCAUCAUGGAGGUGUUUUGGGGGUUGCUGGAGCUUGGAGCUUAUCAUAACCAUGGAGGUGUAUUGGGGGUUGGUGGAGCUCAGAGUUCAUCACCGUGGAGGUGUUUUUGGGGUUGGUGGAGCUCUGAGCUUAUCAUCAUGGAGGUGUUUUGGGGGUUGCUGGAGCAUGGAGCUUACCAUAACCAUGGAGGUGUUUUGGGGGUUGCUGGAGCUGAGAGCUCCUCACCACGGAGGUGUUUUGGGGCUUGCCCUAACUUCACCAUCCCAGCUCACACUGUGGGGGGCUCUGCCAUCCCCAGCUCCUGAGAUUCAGUGGCUUGAACUUAAGGCAUGAGACGAAGCACAAGUGGUGGAGCUGUGGCUGUGGGGAGGUUGGAAGUGGAGCCCUGAGUGGAUGUUUUAAAUUAUUAUUUCUGUUUUGGUUUUUUUUUUUCCUCUUAGAAUCUCUUUUUUUUUUGGGGGGGGUUUAUUUUGCUGAGCUGUGUGACCUGUCAGGGAAAGAAGAGAGAUUGUGUGAGCACAGGACAAAAAUAAAACAGCUUAUUCACUCUACCGA